AUGUCCGAGACUCAGGCAACCCAGGGCAAGAGGGUCUUCAAUGUGGGCACCCGAGAGUCCCCCUUGGCCAUGGCGCAGGCGCACAUCGUCGCCAACUCCCUCAAGGCCCACUUCCCGGAGCACGAGUUUGCCAUCCACGGCAUGACGACGACCGGCGAUCGCGACCAGAAGACGGCGCUGUACAGCUUUGGAAGCAAGGGCCUGUGGACAUCGCAACUGGAGGAGAGGCUGGUGAACAAGGAGCUCGACCUCGUGGUCCACUGCCUCAAGGACAUGCCGACGGCCCUGCCCGAGGGCUGUGUCAUUGGGUGUGUGACAUCUCGCGAGGACCCUCGGGAUACACUCGUGAUCAAGAAGGAACUGGUGGAAAAGAACGGCUGGAAGUCGCUGGCCGAUCUGCCGGCCGGCAGCGUCAUCGGCACCAGCAGCGUGCGCCGGAUCGCCCAGCUCGUCCGACGAUACCCGACGCUCAAGUUCAAGGAUCACAGAGGCAACAUCCAGACGCGAUUGAGGAAGCUGGAGGAGGACCCGGCGCUCACUGGCAUUAUCCUGGCGGCCGCCGGACUCCAGCGCAUGGAUCUUGAUCAUCACAUUUCGCAGUUCCUCGAAAAGGACACCGGUGGUAUCCUGUGGGCCGUCGGCCAAGGCGCCUUGGCGGUCGAGUGCCGCGCGGACGAUGAGGCGGUGCUCAAGAUCCUCAAGACGGUCGAGGACGAGAAGACGGCGCUGGAAUGUGAGGUCGAGAGGAGUGUCAUGCGGGCGUUGGAGGGCGGAUGCAGUGUGCCCAUCGGCGUGGAGACAAAGUGGAUGGACGGCAAGCUGCGAAUGCGGGCUACGGUGGUGUCGGUGCGUGGCGACGAGGGCGUUGAAACCGAGAUGACCGAGGCCAUCACCACCAUCGAGGCCGCAGAUGACUUUGGCAAGCGGGUCGCAAAGGACCUCGUGGACCGGGGCGCCGGCAAGAUCCUGGAUGCCAUCGUGGCGUCUCGGCAGGUGCCUGAUACGAUCAAAUAG
Ilyonectria robusta is the source of this 1014-nucleotide messenger RNA. RefSeq names its product porphobilinogen deaminase, dipyromethane cofactor binding domain-containing protein. Bases 1 to 1014 code for a protein of 337 amino acids. The transcript has a single exon. Gene Ontology annotation, molecular function: hydroxymethylbilane synthase activity. The record is from RefSeq and is a predicted model, not a curated record. Gene Ontology annotation, cellular component: cytoplasm. Gene Ontology annotation, biological process: heme biosynthetic process. NCBI's taxonomy places the organism in Eukaryota, Fungi, Ascomycota, Sordariomycetes, Hypocreales, Nectriaceae.